UUUAUACUUGUUUAAAUAUGCAUUGUGCAUUUGUUUUUGUGUUUAACAUUUGCAUGCAUCCGCAGUGUAUAAUGGAAACAAGGGCUUUAAUGGUGUGAUUAGAUAGCAAUCAUAAUUGCGAAUGCCAGCAUGAUUGAUGCUUCACAUAUCGAUUAAUAAUGAAAUGCUCAAUGUUUCAUAUAACUGUUCUGUAAUUUAAGUGUUAGUAUUUUGAUUAGCACUCUUACCACAUUAAGAGCACAUGGCAGCAUGUCCGCGUAUGGAAUUGUGUUUUCUUUGGGUGAAAUAACAAACUUGAAGGUUCGCUCAAGAAAAGCUUUAAGGCAACAAGCGCGGCAGGCCGAUGCUGUUGACGGAAAUGGCUACAUGCAGGCGAGGGCCAAGCGCUCACGACUUCCGUUCGAAAACUCCGGAGGAUCACACAGAAAGCUGUCGGAGCUGGAAGAGGACUUUAUCUACGCGGCAGAGUUCGGAGACAUCCCGACAGUACAAAGGAUCCUCGAGGAGAACCCGGCCCUCAAUGUGGACUUCAACGACAUCCUGGGCCGCACGCCCCUCCGCCUCGCCGUUGGCAAUGAACACCUCGAGGUUGUCGAGCUAUUACUGGACAGAAGCAACUUGGCCAACAUUUACGAAGCCCUCUUACAAGCAAUUAGUUCCGGCCACGAACAGAUAGCGGAAUCCAUAUUAAAACAUCCAAAGUACCAGGGUAUGAAGAAAGAGCAUAAACAUUUUGGCGAGACCGAUCACUUCUUCAACAACGCCAAGGAAGACUCUCCAUUCUCGGCGGAUAUCACUCCAUUAAUAUUAGCAGCAGAAAGAAACCAGUUUGAAAUUGUUCAGUUAUUGUUGUUACGAGGGGAGACCAUUAAGAAGCCUCACCAUUAUUAUUGUAACUGUCAAGAGUGCAGCAAUAAGUUGGAGUUUGACCAGCUGAGAUUGGCUAAAACCCGUCUCAAUGCGUACCGGGGGCUCUGUAGCGGCGCGUACAUUUCACUGUCCAGUAAAGAUCCUAUUCUCACAGCGUUUGAACUUGCUAGAGAGCUCAGGGAUGUUGCAAGGGUCGAAAAAUACUACAAGACGGAGUACCUGGCGCUCGCGGAUCAGUUGAGCCUUUACGUUGUCCAGCUGUUAGACAAGGUUCGCGGCCACGACGAGCUUGAGAUCCUCAUUAACAAAACGGGCAGAGACAGUGACCAGGAGACGUACGAACGGCUCGCUAGACUCAAACUCGCCAUACAGUAUAAUGAGAAAAAGUUCGUUGCCCAUCCAAGCUGCCAGCAGAAGUUGGUCAGUAUCUGGUACGCGGAGUUGCGGGCCCUGGAGCGCUCCAACUGGUUUUUCCGAACAAUCAUCGUCUCCCUUAUCACCCUGGCCUACCCCUUCUUCUGCAUUAUGUAUCUCAUCGCACCAAAAUCACAGAUUGGACGGUUUCUGAGGUACCCUUGUAUAAAGUUCAUCGGUCAUACAAUGUCGUUUGUUGCCUUCCUCGUCAUGCUGUUGACCUCGAGUAUGGCGGAAAAUCCUUCCGCGCUGGUUUCCCUGAAAUACUUCAAAACACAACACCACUAUUACAACAAUAACUACAGAUGUUACUCCAUGUACAACUUCACGGGUAAUCAGAGUCUGCCUGAAAACUUCAAACUUCGCUCGUUCACUCCGCAAGUUAUUAAUGUGAUACUCUCAGUCUGGAUAAUAGGCAUGUUGUGGCAGGAGCUGAAGCAAGUGUACAGUGGUGGCAUCUACAACUACUUUGACGCCCUCUACAACUGUCUUGACUUUGCUGUUCUCGCACUCUACAUCACUUCAUUCACACUUAGAUUUCUUACACUUAUGAAGGUCAGACAAGCAUUAGAAUAUUUUGAAACUGAAGACAGCUGGAGAAAAUUAAAAUUGCAAGAAUCGGAGGCGGAGGAAAAUUUCUACUGGUUAAUAGCAGACCGCCUUUACUGGGACACCUGGGACCCCCACAUUAUCGCCGAGGGCCUGUUUGCCAUCGCCAACGUGAUCAGCUUUACCAGGUUAUCCUACAUCUUCCCAGCCAAUGAGCUGUUCGGACCCAUGCAGAUUUCCGUCGCUCAAAUGAUCACCGACAUUUUGAAGUUCGGUGCUGUGUUCUUUGUAUUCUUCACUGCGUUCUUCGUGGGCUUGCACAACCUCUACUGGUACUAUCCAAAAGACGUGAGGGGUAAAGUCGAACUAGUGAAGACUGACAUUCAGACGAACGCGGAAAUGAACUUUGGCGUCCCACACAUCACAUUCCGGACAGUGUUCUGGUCGCUGUUUGGGCGGGGUGAACCGACGGCGGUCCAGGUGGAACCCUUUGGCCACAAAUUUACGGAGACCAUUGGCUACUGGAUAUUCGGCGUCUACAAUUUCUGUACAGUCAUCGUUCUGCUUAACAUGCUCAUUGCCAUGAUGUCAAGGUCGUUUGAAUUAAUUCAGCGCGAGGCGGACACUGAGUGGAAGUUUGCCCGCAGCAAGUUAUACAUGGAGUACAUCAUCGACGACUCCACCCUGCCCAUCCCCUUCAACAUUAUCCCCUCCCCUAAGACUUUCUACUACAUGCUCAAAUCUGUGUUCGGGUGUUGUUGCUCGGGAGAUGACGAGGACGGGGCCAUUGCUCACCCGGGCAGAGUUGUCGACUUGGAGAUGUUCCCUGCAUCGUCGAACGUCAACCAGACCCGACGGAAAGGGAAUGUACAGCAAUCUUGGGAUGAACAGGAACAGAGAGCGGGCCAAGGGAUCAAACAUUUCCAGGAGAAAAUGCAUACAACUAACGGAUUUGUCCGGAAUGACUCCGAUCCAAACAUAUUUGCAGAGAAUCUUACAUAUAAGAGAGUGAUGAAACGAAUUGUCAAACGAUACAUAUUCGACGAACAGCGAGAAAAUGAUGCAAACGAUGAUUUCGAUGAAAUAAAGCAGGACAUUUCCAGUUUCCGGUACGAAAUGUUGAACCACAUUUCCGUGCGUCAAAAUGAAACGGCUGAAAACAAGGAUCGUUUAGACAAACUUACCUCAAAGAUGGACCUUAUCCUAACACAACAACUUCAGCUGCUACGGUUAAUGGGAGAGAAACCUUCCUUGCAGGAGUCGCUGAGCAGCACUUCCACGCUGUCAUGUGACAGGGAUACAUAUAUUGGUUCGUCGUUGGAGCGUUCGGCUUCAGUGACAAGUUCAAUUUUGGAGGACGACGAAGAGACUUUUUUACCGAAAAAGAAGCCCGAUCUUCAAGACAUUCCAGAGGAAGCAGCUAGCGAGCAUCCAGAGGAAGACAAAGGCUAUAACUCUAAACAAGAGCAGGACAAAAGGACUGCCUCUUUAAAACAAGUCGUUUCCAGACACCGGAAACCUAGUAGUGAGGACGACCCCGAGCCUACAGAAGGGGGAGUAGCCACUAAGGACAUUAUGGUGGAUGUUCAGAUCAGUCCGCUACCCAAGAAUGGUGACAAAAGGCAUAGAAAGACUUGAACACAGUGGUGUCUUUUGAUGGGCAGAGUUGUGAUAAAGACUGUUUGUUUGACUGUUAUUCUAAUACAUGUUAUCCCAUUCGUUGCUUAGUUACAUUGCAAGACAUUUUGUUUCCACAAAAGCAUUGCUUUGCUCAUUUACCGGAUGUAUGGACCACGUGAUUUAUAUUAACACAAGUUUUGCAUUUAUUUCAUAAUUUCGGAUUUUCCUUAUUAUUGUAUAUUUUAUUUCAUUUUGUCUACGCCUUAAUCUGCAGAAUGUAUCACUCUUUUAUAUAUUGGAGCAUUAUUCAAUUUUAUUCCUUAUUUCAGAUUUUAGUCUAGCAUCAUUUAAGGUUUGUUUUGCGGUUUUAAUUAACAGUUUCUCAGAUUUUACAAUGUUUAACUAGGUUUGGUGAAAGAUCUUCUCUGUACAGUAUUGUCAAGUCAUGUUUUAAACUUUGCAAAGACAUUGAUCGCGAAUUAUGAAAAAUGAGUCUUCACUGUUAAGAAAGCAUGAAUAUUAAACCAAAUGUGAUAUUUUAGUUUAGAAAAGUUUGAUGUGUUUUACUGAAAUUGUCAUUGAGUUAUUUGAUCCUAUAGCAAUGCCAUGACCGAUUCCAAUAACAGUUUUACAGAUAACAAAUGAAGUGUCAUUGUUUUAAUGAAUUUCAAUUGUACAUUUUAAACAUUCAAUGCAUAAUGUGUUUAAUGUUAUAACGCUCAUUUCCAUUCCUGUUCAUUCAUGUUGAUCAAAUCAUUUAUAUUUGUUUCAAAACAUAAUAAGUACUCAAUGGG
Mya arenaria is the source of this 4247-nucleotide messenger RNA. Its product is annotated as short transient receptor potential channel 7-like. Gene Ontology annotation, cellular component: cation channel complex; membrane. NCBI's taxonomy places the organism in Eukaryota, Metazoa, Mollusca, Bivalvia, Myida, Myidae. The record is from RefSeq and is a predicted model, not a curated record. The transcript has 18 exons. Gene Ontology annotation, molecular function: inositol 1,4,5 trisphosphate binding; store-operated calcium channel activity; protein binding. Gene Ontology annotation, biological process: manganese ion transport; regulation of cytosolic calcium ion concentration; calcium ion transmembrane transport. The coding region runs from base 250 to 3471 and encodes 1073 amino acids.